Messenger RNA from Capsaspora owczarzaki ATCC 30864, 2183 nucleotides. RefSeq names its product GTP-binding protein-PA. Gene Ontology annotation, cellular component: endoplasmic reticulum membrane; signal recognition particle receptor complex. The coding region runs from base 32 to 2041 and encodes 669 amino acids. Gene Ontology annotation, molecular function: GTP binding; GTPase activity; ATP hydrolysis activity. NCBI's taxonomy places the organism in Eukaryota, Filasterea, Ministeriida, Capsasporidae. Gene Ontology annotation, biological process: SRP-dependent cotranslational protein targeting to membrane. The record is from RefSeq and is a predicted model, not a curated record. The transcript is spliced from 8 exons.
UUUUUUUUUUUUUUUUUUUUGAUUGUUGGCAAUGUUGGAGCUCGUCACCAUCUUCACUCGCGGCGGAGUCGUCCUCUGGUCGCGACAGAGUGGAGCCGUCGCUGUCAGCCCAACCGUGAUCAACGCCCUCAUCUCCAGCGCAUUCAUCGAAAAGCGCGCUGUCAGCGACAAGCAGUUUGUGCACGAUCACUUUGCGCUCAAGUGGGCGAUCGUCAACGAGCUCGACCUGGUCUUUGUGGUUGUGCACCAGAAGGCCCUCCAACUCAACUACGUCGAUGAGCUGCUCUCCAGCAUGGCCACGUCGUUCGUCAACACAAACGGCGAUGAUGUCCGCGCGUUCGCCGCCGGUCUGCCACUCUUCAAGCCGUCGGGCAAGCAUGUGGUGGACUUUGAUGCUCGCUUUGAUACCAUCUGGGAGGGCGUGAUGCAGCGCUACGAGGAAUCGUUGCGGAUUCCAAAGGCCAUGAAGUCGUUCGAAGAGUCCAAGAAGGCACAAAAGUCUGGCAUUGCGAGCCCCGAGCCCAAGUCGCCUUCUGCAUCGAUCGUGACCUCGCCCACCACCUCGCAGCCUGUGAGUCCGACGGCGGCGUCGUCUGGAAACUCUGCCUUUGCCCCGGACAGUGACACAGCGGAUCGCCUGAAAAAGCUCGGCAUUCAGUCACGCUCGGCCGGCUCGGCUUCGAAGUCCAAACCCUCCCCCAGCGCUUCAACCGAGUCAAAGGCUCCUCCCAAAAAGAAGAAGGCCACCGCGUGGGAUCCCAUCUCUGGCGGCAUGAUGACCAACGCACACUCGGGCCCGUUGGACUUUUCCAGCGACAAGCCGGGCACUGCCGCAGCUGCCGCCCCAGAUAUGAGCACCUAUACCGCUGGCUUGGAAAGGGACUCUCUGAAGGGCGAUUUGCCAGAUAUCGAGUACACGCCCCGCGAGCAGGAUGACGACGCGAACGAAGAAGAGACGGCGGAUGAGGCCCCAGUCACGUCUCCAGGAAAAGCGCCCAUUCUUGCCACACCUUCGCUCAACGGCGCGGCGGCUCCGGUCGCCAAGAAGGCAGGCUUUGGGAGUGGGCUUCUGUCCUUCUUCCAAGGCUUGUCAGGCAAUAAGGUCCUCACUGCCGAAGAUCUUGCCGCCACGCUUGAAAAGACCAAGGAGCAUCUCAUCAACAAGAACGUUGCUGCAGACAUUUCGGAAAAGCUGUGCGACUCUGUGCGCACCAAUCUCGUGGGAAAGACCAUGCCGAGCUUUACUACCAUCACAUCGACAGUCACCAAAUCGCUCGAGGAGGCAGUGACAAGCAUCCUCUCGCCCAACCGUCGAGUGGACAUUCUCCGAGACGUUCUGGCCAAACGCCAAGACCCGAGCGGCAGACCGUUCACGAUCGUCUUUUGUGGCGUCAACGGCGUCGGCAAAUCGACCAAUCUGGCCAAGAUCUGCUACUGGCUCGUUCAAAACGACAUUUCCAUCCUCAUUGCCGCUUGCGACACAUUCCGUGCCGGCGCCGUCGAGCAACUGCGCGUCCAUACUCGGUGUUUGAAUGACUUGCAGCGAAGCAACGGCAAGCUGGGUCCCAACGACCCCGACAGCGUCAUGCUCUACGAGAAGGGUUACGGCAAGGAUGCUGCCGCCAUUGCGUUCGACGCCGUCAACUAUGGUCGCGAUCAACGGCGCGAUGUUGUGCUUGUGGACACUGCUGGCCGUAUGCAGGACAACGAGCCUUUGAUGCGCUCUCUUGCAAAGCUUGUCAAAACAAACGAGCCAGACCUCGUCUUGUUUGUUGGUGAAGCUCUUGUCGGCAACGAGGCAGUCGAUCAACUCAAGCGUUUCAACCAAUCUCUCGCCGACUUUUCGGAAUCGACCAACCCGCAUCUAAUUGAUGGCAUUGUCCUGACCAAAUUCGACACGAUUGACGACAAGGUGGGAGCUGCCAUUUCGAUGACCUAUACCAGUGGCCAGCCGAUUGUCUUUGUUGGUACCGGUCAAACUUACCGAGAUCUCAAAAAGCUGAACGUUAAAUCUGUCGUUCAAGCACUCCUCAGCAAUUAGAAUCCGCAGCUGUUGCCGAAUCAGGGUUGAAUUCGCCUCAUCACCACCAACCAUAUCUUCCACAACAACACCAACAACAAUAUUCUUUGGGUUCUUUGGUUUGGUGACCCACUUGUACACUGAAAGUAAAAAUCAAUGUUUU